Maniola jurtina (meadow brown) is the source of this 2435-nucleotide messenger RNA. It is a transcript of the gene NC2alpha, whose product is annotated as dr1-associated corepressor homolog. Lineage: Eukaryota; Metazoa; Arthropoda; Insecta; Lepidoptera; Nymphalidae. Gene Ontology annotation, cellular component: negative cofactor 2 complex; nucleus. Gene Ontology annotation, molecular function: transcription corepressor activity; core promoter sequence-specific DNA binding; transcription coactivator activity. The record is from RefSeq and is a predicted model, not a curated record. Gene Ontology annotation, biological process: positive regulation of transcription by RNA polymerase II; negative regulation of transcription by RNA polymerase II; transcription by RNA polymerase II. Bases 186 to 1154 code for a protein of 322 amino acids. The transcript has 7 exons.
UAACUAUCGAGAAGAAAAGUUGUUUGUAAAAAGAGGUGGAAAACUGACAGAUUCGUAUAUAAAUGAAGUAGACUGCGAACGUCCCCUUUUUAUAACCUCAAAAAUGCGCGAGAAGUAUUACAGUGCUAUGGCAAAGUGAGCUUAUUUAAACCUAAAAACAGUGUUAAAGUGUACAAAUUGUGACUAUGCCGUCGAAGAAGAGAAAAUACAAUGCGAGGUUCCCAGCCGGGCGAAUUAAGAAGAUAAUGCAGACUGACGAGGAGGUUGGGAAGGUGGCUCAGGCCGUGCCAAUCAUAAUCUCUCGUACUCUGGAGCUAUUUGUGGAGUCUCUGCUGGGCAAGGCCAUGCAGGUGACCAUGCAGAGGAACGCUAAGACCCUCAGCCCGUCCCAUGUCAAGCAGUGCAUACUUGCCGAGUCGCGGUUUGACUUCCUUAGAGACCUGGUGAAAAACAUCCCUGACGUUACUGCAGCGGAAGAAAGAGAAAUGAUGAGUAGAGAGAACUCGCCAAAUUCUACGAGGGUCUCGGACACAACCGCCCCUCGAAGAGUAGUCAGAGAAGACUCGAAUAGCUCGAGCAGCUCCGACGUCCGAGUGCAAGCGACGGCCAAAGACAACCUCCGCCGAGCCGUCUCCCUAGACACAGACCGACCGAAGAACGAAACAAUCACGUCAGAGGCUAUAGAUUUAACAAAGAAGUUAGAAGAUAGGCCAAUAGUAACGGCCAACUUCUACCAAGAGACCCAGACUGUGGAUUCAGAAGUACAACAUAAGAGUGUCAUAACUCUAAAUCCUACGUACGCGAGCCCGCAGCCUUCCACGUCCCACUACGCAGGUUUCAAAAGGGUGAUGAAUAGGAGUGAAUCACUACCCUACCCACCCGUAGCGACCUACGUAGCCCCAAGCAAAGACAUAGCACCCAUACUAAACAUAGACUUCUCCAAAAACCUCGCUGUGCCUGAGAUCAAAGUCCUAGACACAGCUGUAGCUAGUAUUGUAGGCGUUCCCAAAGAAGAAAAAAAAUUACACAGGCAGAACUCCAAAAAGUCUGAAGUCAAAAAAAUAGAAAUACCUAAACCCCUAAUGCCUCCCAGAGUCGAUAUAGAUCACCUCAAUUCAGGGAACCUACAAAUAGAUGAAGACUAUGAUACCUGAAUUAUUUUGUAAGUAAAUUCAAUUUUUUUUUGUUGUGCUAUAUUGUAUAGUAUGACGGUUUGCACGGGAUUUGUUAUCCAAACGGCUGUAACCACGGAAUGCUGAAUAAGUCAAUAGAAACGAUAAGUUCCUAUUUGUUCGUCAUCAUUGGUGACAUUGAAAUAUACGUUUGGUUUGUUUUGAUUAUUGCACAUAAGAAAUUGAGUGUACAUAGGCGAACUUAAUACUUAGAGUUAUUCUCUUCCAAUUAACCCUUGGUGAUGGGGACACUGUGAUAAAAACAGUGUAUAGAUAGAGUGAACGAAGUAAAAAACCGGCCAAGUGCGAGUCAGACUCGCGCACUGAGGGUUCCGUACCUUUACCGUACCGUUUACUUACCUAUGUUAGUAAUUAAUAAUAAUAAUUAUUAUUGACGUCAUUAAUCCAUUAAAAUGACAAAUUACCUUUUCGAUAAGACGAUUGCAAUUUGCACGUGUUUGUAAUGCAGACUCCUUUCUUAGAUAGGUACAUAAGUAAACAGAUGGAUCUUUGAGUUAAAGAGCUUUAACUUGACUCAUUGAAUUUAUAAGUCCAGAUUUCAUUGUUGUCCUUUCAUUUAAUUUAUCAAGUUUAUUGGAGAGAUUUGAUCCUUAUAAUUGAUCCUAACGAUAUAUGCAAUAAAAGUACAGGUUGUAAUUUUUACAGAUUUUAGUCGGUUCGAUUCCCGGGUAUGUCAAGCGAAUUUUUGAAAUGCAGUUUUCUUUCUAUUCAAAAAUAAAGGAACGGUUUCUUUGAGUAAAAUUUACCUUCAAGGUGGCAUUACAAAAUUCCACCAUGUAUAUUUUGAAUUCUGUGUCUAUACGAACAAUUUUAUCUACAACAAUCUGAACUUCAAGAUAGAUAGAUACACUUUAUUGCACACAAAAACACAUGUAAAGGAUCACAACACAGAAAGAAGAAAACAGAAAAAAACAAUUGUGUGCAAAGGCGGCCUUAUUGCUUGGAGCCAUCUCUACCAGGCAACCUUUGCUGAGAGGAGAAGUUAAAGGUGACAUUUAUAAUUCAUUAUUUGAAUUAGGUGCGAUUGCUAUCGUUAACUCUCAUCAAAACCGGCCAAGUGUGAGUUAGGCUUUGCUCUUAUAUGGUGUACCUGUGAAUGAAAACCAAAAAAAAAGUUUGUUUUGGUCAAAGCUUAUUUUACAUUUUCCGUUUGGACAACAAAUCCUAGUGCAUUUAAAUUGUUUACCAGUCUAGAUAUAUGGUAUGAUAAGUUCGUUAGGUUAAUAAAUGAAUAAUUAGUUA